ACCUUUCUUGGCUUCGCAGCGAAGGCAAUCGCUCAAAUCUACAUCUACGGCAUCUACUAGGACGCACCUGAGAUCGCGUUUCGCACAACUGCGACCUGCGCGACUUGAUGCGGAUCCUCGAACAAAUCCUGGACAAUGUCAGAGACACUCAAACUGCGCAGGGUGACCAAGAGGACAAGGCUGCCAGAACAGGCCAUGCUCGCCUUCUUAGAAGACAUGAUGGAGAGAGCUGACGGUCCGAUGGCCGCCUGCCUCGCAGAGAUUACCAGCAUCCCGAGAAUCUUGACAGUUCGUCCCUUCUUGCCUGGCCACCGCAGAAAGGACAUUGAGAAGCACUUGGAGAACAUUGAGCGUUUGAAGACUCAAAUUGGGCUCGCAGUUCUGUCCCAAUCAGUUGUUGUUCUACUCGCCAUGGAGAAGAUCCUAGCUUGCAAUCCUCUUUGCUUGAGCAGUAUAUUGGGAAUAAGACUAAUCGAAGAGCCAUCGAGUGGCUUAAAGCGCCGUUAUCUGGAAGAGCCUGGGAGAUGCGGUGUCAAAACAGCACUUAGGAACCGGAGACUGGUUCAUCUCUUCCGACGCUUUUUAGACCUGGCUCUCAACUCCUCAAUUCCUCUGGCUGACGGGAAUCCCGGGCGCCGGGAAAACCAUACAAUGCUCGGCAAUCAUCACAAUCUCUGCUUCAUCGCGAAUAAGAUUCUCUAAAUGCCGUGUUUUCGACUUCCAAAGUGCGGCUCAACAGCAGUCCGACGCGCUCUUUAGGUCGAUUCUUAUUCAACUCGCUUUACGCAGCCCUGAAGCCUUCAAACAGCUGCGAAGA
Parathielavia appendiculata is the source of this 817-nucleotide messenger RNA. RefSeq lists its product as uncharacterized. Bases 136 to 702 code for a protein of 188 amino acids. NCBI's taxonomy places the organism in Eukaryota, Fungi, Ascomycota, Sordariomycetes, Sordariales, Chaetomiaceae. The transcript is spliced from 2 exons. The record is from RefSeq and is a predicted model, not a curated record.